AUGGUUUUACUUCGAUGUUGGAAGCGACCAGAACCGAAGAGUUCUCUCACGGCAACGCUAAUCGUAAACGACGACAGUAUUUCUGAGCCCGCGUUGUUUGUGUACUUUCGUCUUUGGCGCGAAAUUUUAGCGCUCAAAGUUGUGAAAGCAAACAUCAAAAUGGUUACCGACGAAGAAAUAGAGCGAGAAUUUGAAGAGUUUUCGAUAACUAUCGACGAUGUUGGAAUUCUUGAUAAAUUGAAGGAAAUCUGUUCGUCGUGCAGGCUGAAUGCCUCGCAACUUUGCGAGGAAUGGGUGGCUUUCUCCCAGGCAUUGGAAGAUAGUGAUCCUACUCUUGCCACUUUGGAGCAAUUCGAACGAAAGCAAACCCAUGAAAUGAACAAGCGAGUCCAGACACAGUUCACUAAGAUAGAGGCGAACACGAAGAUGCACACCAAGGAAGACCUGGACAACCUAAUGAGUGCCGAGGAUGAUAUUCUGGACAUGUAUUCAACACCAGCAAACAAAGGAGCACUAAAGAGGGCUCAUACCACACCUGAAAUGGCAGUCAACAAAAGACACACAUCAGUGUCUCACACACCAGGAGGGGUGGUGCCAUUCUCACCAGCAAGCUUCUCACCAGCGGCGGCAACACCCUCCCUGAAGUACGGCAGCCGGCACAACGCAGGUGACGUGGUGUGCUCUACCAACCCCAGCAGCAGACAGGGCACCAAGUGGCAGGGAACAGGUGCCGACAUCAAGGUCACUUAUGCAGAUGAGAAAAUAGCCCUUCACAAGAACUUCAAGUACAUGUUCCAGAAACAGGUGGAUAAAGAAAACGUUUUGAAUGAAAUGAUUGAUGAGAUGGCAGAAAAACUGAAAAUCCAGCAUGGGAUAGAAGAGUAUGCUCAUACAACUUCACCAAGUCAGGGUGAGGUGACAGUAGUUGGGAGAAUAUGUUGUGAUGCCGUCGGCAAGCUGAAUGCAAGCUCUGUGAUGCUGGAAGGUUCUCAAGAUCAGUCUCAGGGACGGCAGGUCAAGCUGGAUCUCACCAAAGUCCAGCAAUUUGCUCUUUUUCCUGGACAGGUUGUUGCAGCACGAGGGAUUAACAGUACAGGAAGUAAACUAGUUGUCAAUCAACUUUACGAGGGUGUCAAGCUACCAUUUUAUUCCUCCUUGGAUCGUAAUGGGGAAACUCUUAGCAAUUCAAAAGAUCCUUUUGUUGUUGUUGUUGCUGCUGGGCCUUACACAACCUCUGACAGCUUGAUGUAUGAGCCACUGGCUGAUCUAAUCAGAAUGGUUCAAAAAAACAAACCCGAUCUGCUUAUUUUGCUUGGCCCUUUUGUGGAUUCAAAACAUGAGAAAAUAGAGAAUGUUGACCUGGAUGAGACAUUUGAAAGUCUUUUCAAGAGACAAGUUGAUCUAAUUACGCAAGCAACAGAGAGGCAAGGGACCACAGUUGUGUUUGCCCCAUCUCAGAGAGAUGUGCACCAUGAUUUUGUGUUCCCUCAACCUCCAUUCAGAAAGGACACCCAUGCUAUGGACCAUAAGAAUAUUCAUUUCGUCUCUGAUCCCUGCACAUUGCUAGUUGGAAAUGUCACUAUUGGAUUGACUUCAACUGAUGUUUUAUUAAAUUUGGGCAGCGAAGAAACAGCUUGUCCUCCUGGCUCAUCAGAUCGGCUUGGACGGCUGGUGAAGCACAUUCUCCAUCAGCACAGUUUCUACCCUCUGAACCCACCAAAUGAGGAAGUGAAUGUUGACUAUGAGCGUCUCUCUCAUCAUGGCACACUUCCUUGCAGUCCUGAUUUGCUGGUCCUACCAUCUGAUUUACGCUAUUUUACAAAGAAUAUUUUGGGAUCUCUGUGUGUCAACCCGGGAAGGUUGGCAAAAGGACAAGUUGGAGGGACAUAUGCACGGAUUCUUAUCCAACCUGACAGCAGCCACACGGAUGCCUCAGUCUCACAUAUCAUCAGUAAAUCAGUGGCUGAAGUUGUCAGGAUUUGAGAUGGAACUGCAGAGAUAAGUUACAAAAGGACUGGCUAUUCAGUGCUCUAAAUGAGACUUUGGAAUCAGAGGUGAAGCCAAUGAUUUCCAUAAGGAGAGUUUUAAGAUCUUUAGGAAGAAAAUGUCAGGGGUGUAGUCAGGACAUCAGGAGAAGAGUUUCAAGAUCCUAAGGAAAAAAGAAGAAGGGGUUGAUACAGCAUACAUGGGGGGGGGGGCACCAAUAGCUGGGAGAUGAAUUUGAAUUUUUUUAUACAUUUUUUCUGAAAUUUUCUAGCCUUAAUACAUGUUUUCUGAAAUUUUCUAACCAUUUUGUAUUUAUAAAAAAAAAAAAAAAAAAAAAAUAGAAAUCAAAAUACACAGCUAAUGUCCCUGUCCAAGUCCCUACUUGAGUAAAAUAGAAC
Molecule: messenger RNA, 2384 nt
Organism: Nematostella vectensis (starlet sea anemone)
Lineage: Eukaryota; Metazoa; Cnidaria; Anthozoa; Actiniaria; Edwardsiidae
Product: DNA polymerase alpha subunit B
Exons: 19
Coding region: 1-1983 (660 amino acids)
Biological process (GO): DNA replication; DNA replication initiation
Cellular component (GO): alpha DNA polymerase:primase complex
Molecular function (GO): DNA binding
Source: RefSeq, a predicted model, not a curated record